Actinia tenebrosa (Australian red waratah sea anemone) is the source of this 1903-nucleotide messenger RNA. RefSeq names its product BTB/POZ domain-containing protein KCTD16. Lineage: Eukaryota; Metazoa; Cnidaria; Anthozoa; Actiniaria; Actiniidae. The record is from RefSeq and is a predicted model, not a curated record. Gene Ontology annotation, molecular function: protein binding. Gene Ontology annotation, biological process: protein homooligomerization.
AGAUCCUAUCUACCUCGAGUACUGCUCGCUUAAAUCAAGACAUUCAAACUUUUAAGUCAUUAACCUUAUCUGAUUUUUAAAAAUGUCUUCAAAAUUAUGCAAAAGGAAGAUGAAAAAUAAAAUUACGGCUCGAUAAAGAAUCGAAUUUUGUACGGAUCCAAUUUGUUGACAGUUAUUAAAACAAUAGCGGAGAGGAAYUUAAUCGGAGUGACUGCCUUUGAGGAAGGGUACUGCCACAAGGCAUCAUUUAAUUUGGGAGAAAUACAGCAAACACCGCGAAGGCCGCGAGAUCUCCAGAAKGUUGUUGGGCAGUCUGUCUUGUGGAAGGAGUGCAGAAAAUUAUUGCUAAAAAAGAAGCUGAAGAAAGACUGAAAGACUGGAAAGAGAAGUGCUGUCAGAUUGGUGACUGAAUAUCAUAUUCACUUGACGACGAUGGCUGGAGCGUCUUCUUUAUCAAUCGCUUCGCCAGGACCUCAAAACAAGAAGCUUUUCCCAGAAAAUAUUGAGUUAAAUGUUGGAGGAAAGUACUAUUCCACAUCUGUUUUCACUCUUACAAGAGUGAAGGGCUCGCUUUUGGGACGAAUUUUCGGGGGAAAGCAACACACUCUCGAUAAGGAUGCAAAUGGGAAAUAUUUUGUAGACCGCGAUGGGGAUUUGUUUCGAUACAUUUUGGAUUAUCUACGAAGUCUGAARCUUCAUAUUCCAGAGGGUUUUAACGAAGUAGAAAGGCUUAAAAUCGAAGCAGAAUACUUUGAACUGAACGAUAUGAGAAGACAGCUCGAGAUAUACACAAAUGGAAAUAGCAAUUCUGUUUUAKAUGAAAAAUAUGGCUAUAUAUCUGUUCACGUGCGAAAGACCUAUGCCUUUGGUCGUUCGGGACAAGCUGACAUCAAAUUUCGAAAGUUACGAAGGAUUCUUGUUUGUGGGCGAGUUUCUUUAUGCCGAGAGGUUUUUGGAACUUUUCUGAAUCAAACUCGAGAUCCAAAUCCUCACCACUUACGAUAUACGAAUAGAUUUUUCCUCAAAUAUAACCAACUGGAAAGAGCUUUUACACAACUUACGGAUGCUGGGUUUCGCUUGGUGACGUCCGAGGGAGGUAAAAUUGGAGGCUAUGAAGGGAACGACAAAACAGAAGAGGAAAAAUGGAAUCAUUUUACGAGCUACACUUUCUUAAGAGAAAAGCCAAACAUUACUAAUUGAAUUCCCUACUUCUUUGCUAAGUACCGGUCAAUAUUUUUCCCACAUUUAAAAAGAAAUAGGACGAAAAUUAUUUUUGGACAUGAAAUGGCAUUAGAGCAACAGAAUAUUUAGGACUUUAAGAAUAGAAUUACGAGGUAAGCCUAUAAUUUUCUUAAAAGAUUCCCUAAAAUUCCGUAUACGUUUAUAAGCUGUCAUUAAAAGAUAAAGUACAAUUAUUCUGAUUUAUCUUCAAUUUGCAGCUAAAAAUUAUUUCCUUCGGGGCGAAAAUAAAGGUGUUAGAAAAACAGCGUAAACGAUGACUUUUUUGGUCUCAAAGAAUAACAYGUCCUAACACGAAAUGGUGAUUCAUAAUUUAUUUUAAGACCUCUUUUUCCCAAAACCCUUAACAACCAGUCUUCCACAAUAUACAGUACACAAACUGAGUAAAUAUUAAAGGAGACAAGUCGCUUUGCUUGGAGCAAAUUAAAUUUUUACUGAAAGGAAUACAUUAGCUUAUUGUUGUGAAUUACAAGCGCAAGUUAUUAAAAUGUAAACUUGAAAAAAAAAAUCUUACUUCUUUUCGGAUUACUAAUCAGAAAAAUGUGUUAAUUUUUGAAAAUAUUUUUGUUGGACUAAAACUGUGUAGUUUACUAACAAGCUAUAAGUACGGCUUAAAAGAUAAAAUAAAAAUAUAAAGUGAAUAAAAUAAGAUUAUUAUGAACAA